This is a messenger RNA of Trypanosoma brucei brucei TREU927, 3075 nucleotides long. RefSeq lists its product as hypothetical. Bases 1 to 3075 code for a protein of 1024 amino acids. Gene Ontology annotation, biological process: mitochondrial RNA processing; regulation of mitochondrial mRNA stability. Lineage: Eukaryota; Euglenozoa; Kinetoplastea; Trypanosomatida; Trypanosomatidae. Gene Ontology annotation, molecular function: RNA binding. The record is from RefSeq and is a predicted model, not a curated record. The transcript has a single exon. Gene Ontology annotation, cellular component: ribonucleoprotein granule; mitochondrial matrix.
AUGAUGGCCAACAAGCGGUUGGGCCGACACGCCUCGUCGCUUCUCUCUCCUUACACGAUGGUCCCAACGCCUAUUGCGGCAACAGGGUCUUCAUGUCUUUCACAGAGAACAUCAGUGCCCUGCUCCCGCGCGGCACUCUUACAGGCCAAAUGCUUUUCUUCUGAGAGACUCGCACGCCUGUUCGCGUUGGAGCUCAACAGAGCUCGAGCCGAGUACCGUCGCACUCCCACAAAGGCUCAGCAAGAGGCCUGCUUACGUACCAUUGCAAGCGUGCCCCUUCAGCAGGUUCGUGGUCUUGAUGGCAAGACGGUGGCACAGUGCUUAACCACCCUCGUGACGCUUGACGCACCAGCCGAUAUGCCAAUUAUUCAUGAUUGUGCGGUUUGGAUUUCCGUACACCCUGACGCGUUGUCACCCCAUUCACUCGCACAGUCACUUUACUCACUUGUGUGUCUAGAAUACAGUGACUCGGCAAGUGUUGUGUGCGCUGUAAGGCAACAGCUGUUGAGUGCUAUGGAGGAUAUGGCUGCCAGCAGCAUUUGCAUGGUGCUUGCUGCGGUGCUAACAUCGUAUGCCACUCCAGCGCGGGGACAACUGGCAGCCGGCGCUGGGAAAGGGAGCGAAGAGGGAGUCAGCGGCACGUUACAACUCCCCAUGGAUAUGUCUCAACUUGCAGAACGUGCACUGCCGUUCAUGGACGAAAGCCUGGGCUUGACUGAGAAGGCGAUGGUUGCUGUGGCACUUGGGAAGUACCUUUCUCAGACAGCUACAGCAACCUGGACGGAGGGGCUUAUUGCUGACCGUAUAAUGGCUCAGUUAUCAGCGGUUGUAUGGGGUUGUAUCCCUGGUGCUGAACUCUCUGUUCUAUCGAUGGCUGAUAUUGUUGGUAUCGUUUCUGUCUUGCAUGUCGUGCCGUUACCAAUCCGUGAUUCAGUUGCAACUGCAGCUCUACAGGAACUGAAGACUCGUGUGUGUAAUCAGUCACUAGAGUCGUCACGAAGCGUUGUGCAAGUGGCCCGCGUCCUCAGUUGCCUCUGUAAUGUUAAUAGAGAGAGUGUGUACUACAGUGCCUCGCAGGAUGUCUUGGAGAAGGUGGUUUCUGCACUAGAAGCAUAUGUUGCUAGUGAUGCCAUUACACUAGAUGCCGCGGCGAAACUUCUGGAGGAGUUUUCCAAAAUCACCGGAAGUUCGAUUGCAACGCCCCCUGCAUUAACAAGGUACCUAGUACGCGCAAUCAAUGGCUCUAAGGAGAAAUGGGAUGCACAGUCGGUUCGUACUGUUCUCAGUGUCUUUAGCAAAGAUAGUAGUUUACAGGCAGAUGCGCAAGCCCUUGCGACACGUCGUGUGGAGCUCAUCAAAUCGAAAUGUACCGCAGGAGCGUCAGUGGACGCAAGCGAUGUUGCUGCUUUGCUAGUGGAGGGUAUUGUCGAUCCGCAUGCAGAGUUGCUUGCAGAGACAGUUACAAAUAAUAUCAGCCGAUGGAGUGUAUCACAAGUUAUGACAUUCCUCCAGGCAGCUGCGCGUGUCAACGGUAAACCUACAAAUGCUAUUAUGCGUGAUGUGGCGUCGAAGCUGGUACCAUGCAUGGAAAAGGCCACAGCAGCGCAAGUUGCGGCAGUAAUGUCAUCUUACGGCCGUGCCCGUGUGAGGAAUGAUGCUUUCUGUGCUGCGGUCACCAGUCGCGCUGCUCUAUUAGGCCCAGAGCUGACCCUACAGCAAAUAAGCACGAUACUGGGAGGUCUUGCUGCCGUCGAGUAUCGUGAUACGAAGCUGUUUCUUGAUGUGGCACCCACAGUUAUCGCUCAAUCUGCUACAGCUGACGCGACACAAACUGCCAAUUUGUUAGCAGCAUAUGCCAAGAUGCUUGUAUGGAACUUCAAAGUGAUUUGGUCACUCGCUGAGCGCGCAUCGGUUAUCCACGAACAGUUCACGUUAACACAGGUGUUUGCUGUGGUGACAUCACUUAAUCGCAUGGACGUACAGCACGACGUUUUGGUGCAAGCGUUGCUUCGGAAGGCGAUCCGAUGCGCCUCGGACGAUCCCAACUUACCGCUUCCCGAUGUGGUUAUGAUACUGAGUGCUUUCUCUCGCAGCGGUGUAUGGGAUGCUACCCUUUUCGCGGACCUAGGAAAGCGUGUGGUGCAGCAACAACAAUCUCUAACACCGGAAGAGCUGGCAGAAACUUUGAUGGCCUUUGCACGUGUCGGUCUCACCCAGUAUAACAUCUUUGACGAGCUGACACUUCGUGCUCUUGCCGUGGCCCCUACAUGCUCACUUAUGGCACUGGCGAACGUGUCAGUGGCGUACGCCACUAUUGGGUGCAAGCAUGAGGAGCUUUUUUCGAUUAUUGCAGAUCGCUUCGUGAAUCAAAAACUCGACGUUCCGGCUGUGACAAUUGCCUCGGUUCUAAGCGCCUUCGCAGCGAUUGGCAUUCGGAACGAUCGGCUCUUCAUUGAGGCCAUUCCACGCGUGCGCCAUGUCGGGCAAUACGGGACGCCGAAGGAUAUAACAAAUGUGGUGUACGCAUAUUCUCAAGUUGGCCUAUGGCACUACAAAUUGUUUGUAAGGCUUGCUGACCGAGCGGUCCAGCUCCGUGGCGAGUUCCGUUGCGACCAGCUUGCGCGGCUGUUGGAGGCUUAUGCCCGUGUUGACAUGAGGUAUGAAAAACUCUUUGUGGAAUUCUCUCCACGUGUUCAAACAGUGGCCCAUCUUCUUACAGCGGGCGAGAUAUCGACAGUUGUGAACGCCUACGCAAAGGUGCGUGUACUUGACACUGCAGUGUUUAAGGCUUGCGUUGACCGAGCGCAGGAGGUACUGAACUCAUUCGAGCAGAGUGAAGCCGCACUGUUGGUGGGCGCGCUGCGAAAAGCAAAGUUCGAUCAUGAGGGUCUCGCAGUAUCACUGGGAAAGAUGUUCCCCGGUAUGAUGGCUUCACUCCAGCAAGUGGAGGACGAAGAAAGGGAAGUGGGCACAACUCCGGCGGGCGGCAACGAGGGUGACGAAACAAUUUUGGUAAACUCGAACGAUUUGGGGUCAUCAGUGGUUGAGGCAGCCGAUGGGGGAGCAUCAGCGUGA